AUGCUUGAGGAAAGUAGCAUUUCUCAUGAUCCAGUGUUUAAAUCCAUGCAUAAUGUUGUGCAUAUAGAUGAGAAAUGGUUUUACAUGUCCCCAAAAUCCUCAAAGUUUUACCUACUUGCAACUGAGGAUGAUCCAUAUCGCACAUGCAAAAACAAAAAUUAUAUUGGUAAGGUUAUGUUUUUGGUUGUGAUGGAUAAUCCUAGAUUUGAUGAUGAAGGCAACGAAAAAUUUAAUGGGAAAAUUGGCGUGUUUCCUCUAGUUACUGAAGUUGUUGCAAAAAGGUCAAGUGCUAAUAGAGCAUCGAGGACACUUGAAACAAAACCAAUUACUUCUAUCACUGAAGAAGUUAGCCGAAUGUUCUUAAUUAACAAGGUGUUACCAGCUGUUAAAGAAAAAUGGCCACGAGAAGACGUGGGGGAAACUAUUUACAUACAACAGGCCAAUGCACAAUCUCAUAUUUCUAUAGAUGACGAGAAAUUUUGUAGAGUAGCUAUCGAAGAUGGGUUCGAUGUGCAUUUAACUUGUCAACCACCUAAUUCUCCUGAUUUAAAUAUAUUGGAUUUGGGCUUUUUUAGCGCAAUUCAAUCAUUGUGGCAAAAGGAAGUGUCUAUGACAGUUGAUGACCUUAUUGAGGUUGUGCAAAAAUCUUAUGAAGCUUUGUCUAGCAAAGAUUCAAACAAAAAUUUCCUUACUCUUUAG
Molecule: messenger RNA, 699 nt
Organism: Glycine soja
Lineage: Eukaryota; Viridiplantae; Streptophyta; Magnoliopsida; Fabales; Fabaceae
Exons: 1
Coding region: 1-699 (232 amino acids)
Molecular function (GO): nucleic acid binding
Source: RefSeq, a predicted model, not a curated record